AUGACGAUAAGAGCGCUUGAGAAGGUGUCCGUUGGCCAGAAUGGCGUCGGGGCCUUUAUCCUCCAGUGCAAGCGCGUAGAUAUUCACUACUGCGACUACUCGGGAAGUUCGAGAGGCAUGAAUGCCUUUAUCAAGAGCCAGCUUCCUCAAUUCGCCAAGAGCAACCCCCAGAUCGAGUUCGCCGUGUCGCCGAGGCCACGGAAGCAUCCCGUCAUUGUCGGUCAUUACAUCAACGGUGGCAUCAAGUCGAUAUGCGUCAAGAACAUGGAGGCUUCGACGAUUCUGAAAAAGGCAGAGUUGCUGCGAGACGCCAGCGGCGAGAAGGUCAAGAGGGUCAACAAGCCGGUCACGAGUGUCAGCGAGAGUGUCCGAGGCAUCUGGUCCCCAUACCACGGAAAUGGAAUGCCGGUUUAA
Molecule: messenger RNA, 414 nt
Organism: Pestalotiopsis fici W106-1
Lineage: Eukaryota; Fungi; Ascomycota; Sordariomycetes; Amphisphaeriales; Sporocadaceae
Exons: 3
Coding region: 1-414 (137 amino acids)
Biological process (GO): mitochondrial translation
Cellular component (GO): mitochondrial large ribosomal subunit
Molecular function (GO): structural constituent of ribosome
Source: RefSeq, a predicted model, not a curated record